This is a messenger RNA of Neodiprion fabricii, 659 nucleotides long. Its product is annotated as larval cuticle protein A2B-like. Lineage: Eukaryota; Metazoa; Arthropoda; Insecta; Hymenoptera; Diprionidae. The coding region runs from base 68 to 535 and encodes 155 amino acids. The record is from RefSeq and is a predicted model, not a curated record. Gene Ontology annotation, cellular component: extracellular matrix. The transcript is spliced from 2 exons.
UUCCUGCUCAGGCUCAUCAGUUGCUGCUUCAGUUUCACUCGCUGCUAUCGGUGCUCGUUUCAUUAUCAUGGCAUUCAAGCUCUGCAUCCUUCUCGCCGUGGCGGCAGUCGCCAAAGCCGGAGUAGUUCCGGUAGCUCCAGCGGGUCCGGUCCUGGCAAAGAUCGAGGACUUCGACCCGGCUCCCCAGUACAGCUUCGCCUACGACGUCCAAGACUCUCUGACCGGUGAUUCCAAGGCGCAGUACGAGACGCGAAACGGAGACGUCGUCCAGGGCAGCUACUCCCUCGUCGAGCCCGACGGCACUCGUCGCAUCGUCGAAUACACCGCCGACCCCGUUAACGGCUUCAACGCCGUCGUCAACCGGGAACCAGCCGUCGCCGUCGCUCCCGUCGUCGCCAAGGCUGCUCCAGUCGUAGCCUCCGCCCCCGUUGUCGCCAGGACGGCUCCAUUACUUGCUGCCCCCGUGGCUUACACCAUCCCCAGAGCCGUGGCCGCGAGACUCAACGUUCCAGUCGGUGCACCAGUCGUAGUGUAACGUCAACGGGUUUCAUUUAUUGUCGACGCUAUUGAUGUGCCCAAUUGUUUUGUAAAUAUCACACAUGAAAUACCGAAUUUGUAAAAAUUUUCAGUCACAGUAAAACCGUUCAUUCCCAAUUAAA